AUAUGUCUAUAUGUUGAUGUGCCGGUUCUCAAGCUUUUUGUGGUAUUAGUUUGGAGAGACGGUUGGCUGCUACAUUCGUAGAGAAUUGAGGUGGACCUUGAGAGUUUGAUUGGAGGAGAAAGAGAGAGAAAUAAAGGAAGAGAGUCAAUCACCGAAGUAGACUUAAGGGAUAUUUGAGUUGAGAAGUGAGAUGGGUUAUUGGCAAACAAAGGUGCUUCCAAAGAUCAAGAGGGUGUUUGAGACCAAAACCAGUACAAAAAAGGCUGCUGCUGCUGAGGCUUGCAAGUCCUUUGAUGACUCCAAGGAGGAAAUAACCAAGGAGUUUGAGGAAAAGAAGGCUGAUCUUCAAGCAAAAGUAAUUGAAUUAUAUGAAGCUUCCUCAUCUGAAAUCAAGACUUUGGUUAAGGAGCGCAAGGAGUCAGGGUUGAAGAAGUAUUCAGCUGCAGUCCUGAAGUUCCUUGAAGAGUUGGCUAAAAUUGAAUUCCCAGGAUCCAAACCAGUAUCAGAAGCCUCUUCAAAAUAUGGGCCAGCCUACGUUUCAGGUCCAGUUUUCUUUGUGUUUGAGAAGGUGUCAACAUUCAUUGUGAUUGAGGAGAAGGUGGAGCCGCCGCUGCCAGCCGAAGCAGCAAAGACUGAGGAGGAAACAAGUGGUGGUGUAAAAGAAAAGGAGAUAGUGAUUGAAGAAGAGGUGGUGGAGGAGAAGAAAGAAGAGGUAAUGGUGGAGGAGAAAGAGGAGGAGGUUGAGAAACCUAAACCUACUGAGCCAGAUGCUGCUGCUGAGGCUCCUCCUCCCAAGGUGGAGGAAUCUGCUGCUGCAGAACCACCAAAGCUUUAGGCAGAACAUUCAAUCAAUCAUGCAUGGGUUAAAAAGCUUUAAAAAUUUUCAAGUCCUUCCUCCCCAAGUCAGUGAUGACUUCUGCGUAAAAGUGUUAUAAUUUGGUAAAAUAUAAUUGAUUUGUUAUCCUUCAAUACUUGUAACCUAUUUCGGAAUAUUUGUUUUUUCCAAAAAUUUUCAUUUAUGUGUAAUUUAUUGUGUAUCAGUCUCUGUAUGUAUGUAUCCGUCUUAUUACAUUGGAGAUAAUCAAAUUUUGAACCUAUUCUAUCCA
Messenger RNA from Pyrus x bretschneideri (Chinese white pear), 1106 nucleotides. RefSeq names its product plasma membrane-associated cation-binding protein 1. Gene Ontology annotation, cellular component: plasma membrane. Lineage: Eukaryota; Viridiplantae; Streptophyta; Magnoliopsida; Rosales; Rosaceae. The transcript has 5 exons. The record is from RefSeq and is a predicted model, not a curated record. Bases 191 to 835 code for a protein of 214 amino acids.